Messenger RNA from Symbiodinium necroappetens, 1476 nucleotides. The record is from the annotation of a GenBank genome assembly. NCBI's taxonomy places the organism in Eukaryota, Dinophyceae, Suessiales, Symbiodiniaceae.
AUGCUGCUACUGCUGCAGGCCUCAUUUUCCUUCGUCCUGGUCUCCGUUUUCGCAGGUCGCCCGCAAACCGAAGUCUGCGACAGCUACGAAGGUCCUGAAAAGCAGCGAAGCCUUCUGCAAGUACACCGAGAGCGAUCGCAGGAGGGCGUGGCACACGGACCACGAAUACAUCUGGGAGGGCUAGGACAUCUCGGCGGCCACUGGACGAGGCCUGAGGAGGUGCAAAGCGAUGACGAGUCGCUCUGCGAAAAGGACAUCUUUGCACGGCCCGAGCUGUGCCCCAAGGUCUGCCCGUAUGCUGCAGAAAUGAGCGAUAAGUUCUGCCAUUUUCGGUGCGUAAAGAAGGAGGAGUGCGGCCUCCUUGGAACCGUGGAGAACGCUACGAUUCCGGAUGACAGGUUGAUGCUUUGUCGCCACUGUGCCGUCGAAGGCUGUGCCCGCUGUGUUCCCGGGAGCCCAGGGCAGAGCGGCGAAAAGCUGGAGAACUGCCAGCAGUGCAUGCCCGGCUAUGGGCUGACUGCGGACGGUGAGUGCGAGAUGCAUGGCUUAGCAAUCUUCAUCGGUGCUGCUGUGGUGCUGGUGAUCGCAACUAUCCUUGUUGUGAUCUGGUACUGCUUGAUCGCUUCGAAACCGUGCGUCAAUCCGGAGGGGGUCCAGUAUGGUAUGGACUGCAGGGAGCGGAUGCGGCUCACGCAGCCGAGGUCCACGGAGCCGUACCCGCUCUCGACCAACUUGCUUCGUGAAAAUGUAGCUGGUCCUGGCACCAUGGCUUUGUUCCGCUACCAGUUCGCCCUGCUAGUUUGGGCGAGUGGCUUGUUACUGGCUUGGCUGGGCUUCGUGCUCUUCGUCAGCUCCGAUUUGCUUAUACUUGGCAGCAGGGAAGCAGAAAGCCCGCAGAUGCUGUGCGCAGUCAUUGCAUGGGGCCAUGCGCGCCAGAUGGAGCUCGUUUGGACAAAGGUGUCCUGGCUGGUGUUUGCGUACCUUUUCUCCUUUGGCGGGGCCGUGUUCUAUGGCAUUCAGCAAACCAAGCUCUUCAAGAGUGUUCACACCGAGCAUGCCACCAUGCAGAGCUUUGCUGCCAAGCUGGAAGGUUUCGCGCCCAUGACCGGUCAAGAGAAGGCCGAGGAGAAGCUAAAGGAGGCGAUCACAGCUGCCAUUGGGAGCGAGCCCGUGGCUGUCUCCGUGGCCUGGGACUUUACCUCAAAGAGACACCUCGUGGAGGCAGUCCUCGACCAGGAAGUUAGCGAAGCAGGACACACUGAUCACCCCGAGAGCCCUCCGGAGACCGAGCCGAUCGCAGCUGGUGCUCUCAACAAGGCAGAGGAGUGGGCCACAGACAUCGUGCUUAACGCUUGGCACGUACAUCUCGAAGAGCACGCUGUGAAUACAUCGGAGAUCAAGUCCAUGUUGGAUGAGAUGCAGCUGGCCGAGCCAUGCCGAGCGAGAGGGAGAGAAAGAGAGAAAGGGACGGAGGCU